CAAUAACAAAAACUAUUAUUAUUUUUUACGUCUAUGUAUAGAUUAGAUACAAUCUCGGUUACAGAGUAAAUAACGUUUCCAACAGUUUACAAAGUUGUGCAUGGAUGUUCGACGAUGGCAGAUGCUAAGCAAAGUAAAACAGAAGAAAUAUACAAUGGAUCAUCCCAGUCUCGUGUUGUUUUGGCGAAACCUCGACUAGGAGGCUUUGGAUCCUCUAACUUACUUAACUCUAGUUCAAGUAAAAGCUGUAACCCAUUUGGAUCAGUUUUACGUCCGCCACAGCUGAAGCCUGGGAAUAAUCCUUUUCUAAAAGUUAGCGAAACUAAACCUAGUGUAGAUAAAGACAAGAAUUCAAAUGAAGAAACAGGGGAAAACAGGCAACAGGAGUCCAAAGAAGAGGAAGCUCCCAAAUUUGUACCUCUCGGUUCAAGUAGUUCAGCAUCAAGGUCGGCAACAACGAUGCCAGCACCAUCACAGGCUACUUCCUCAUCAGGAUUUGUAUUCGGACAGAAUUUAAGUGAAAGGGUGGUCAUUAAAGAAUCACUUAACAAUGGAGAAGCUUCAGUGGACCACAGUUCUUCGAAUGGCACUUCAGAGUUACUUUUCACAAGUGCUGCAGCGUCUGUUAAGGAAAACAAUCAGACGCAAGAGGAAGGAGGUUUGUAUGAGAGUGGUGAAGGUCUCGCUGCUGCCGCGGCUGAAUAUGAGCGAUCACACGCUCGCCCCCCUCCACCCGCCAACUACUGCACAAUGACGGGGGAGGAAGACGAGAUAAAUGUGAUGCAGAUAUCCUGUCGUCUCUUCGCCUGGGAGAGUGGUAGUUGGCGCGAGCGGGGACGCGGUGUUCUUCGCCUGAACGAUGGCGCCGGCGGUUCGGGGGCGAGGUUGGUUGCUCGUGUUGCUGGGUCUCUGAGGGUCGUGCUCAACACUAAACUGUGGCCGGACAUGGUCGUAGACCGAGCCGCCAAUAAGUCGCUGAGGAUCACGGCCGCGGACGCCCAGCAGCAGGUCAAGCUGUUCCUCAUCAUGGGAACACCAGGCGAUAUAGCACAAUUACAUAAAGCGUUGCUGUCUCGUAUAUCACUCAGCAAGCGUAGUUAUAACUCCAAGGAAGAUGAGAACUCGCAGAGAUCGGCCGAGAGGUUGGAAGCUGCCACCGACGAUAAUGAUUACACAGAGAAAUCUGUAGACGAUUCAAAUCAAGAAGACGAGGGAUCGAACUUUGACGAAGAACAAGACAUUGACAUUCAAAGAGACCAGGAGAGUGAAAAUAGACUUGAAAGUAGUAAAGAAAAGAGUGACGAGAAGAGUAAUAUAAGAGAAGAUUUAACAGAAGAGAAGGAAUCGAAACCUUUGAAACGAAAAGAACCGGUGGAAGAAGAGACUUCUCCCAAAAGACAAUGUUCCGAAAAUCACUGACUGUUAUAUUAGGAACAUGUCAGUAAACCAGAUACUAAGGGACUUUAACAACAACACGGACACAUCAAAUGAGAUUCUCGCUAAAAGCUCUAUAAAUGUAAUAAGGUAAAAGGAGGAUAGGAGAUAUUUAUGGUUAAAUUAAUUAAAUAGCAACAAAUUGCAUAAUAUUCUUUUUUGGGUGAGAAUGAUAUAUUAGUAAGCGCGUGUACCCGCGACAACCUGCAGAUGUUGGUUACGGACAAAUAGUGAACGGAAUGGACUUAAGGUUACAGAAAACGACGUCCACGUUUUGUUCAACACAUUCCAACGGCGACGAUGUAUUGAAAAUGUUUGAUUCGGCCGCAGCUGAAUACCAAAUACAUAAUGUACAUGUGAUUUAUUUUCUGAUAUGUAAUACAAAUAAAGAGUUUUACCUUUAA
This is a messenger RNA of Danaus plexippus (monarch butterfly), 1838 nucleotides long. RefSeq names its product ran-binding protein 3 (gene RanBP3). Bases 115 to 1419 code for a protein of 434 amino acids. Gene Ontology annotation, biological process: protein export from nucleus. Gene Ontology annotation, cellular component: nuclear pore; cytoplasm. The record is from RefSeq and is a predicted model, not a curated record. The transcript has 6 exons. Lineage: Eukaryota; Metazoa; Arthropoda; Insecta; Lepidoptera; Nymphalidae. Gene Ontology annotation, molecular function: GTPase activator activity.